Pochonia chlamydosporia 170 is the source of this 549-nucleotide messenger RNA. RefSeq names its product cellular nucleic acid-binding protein. Gene Ontology annotation, biological process: positive regulation of cytoplasmic translation. NCBI's taxonomy places the organism in Eukaryota, Fungi, Ascomycota, Sordariomycetes, Hypocreales, Clavicipitaceae. Gene Ontology annotation, cellular component: cytoplasm. The coding region runs from base 1 to 549 and encodes 182 amino acids. Gene Ontology annotation, molecular function: zinc ion binding; mRNA binding; single-stranded RNA binding. The record is from RefSeq and is a predicted model, not a curated record. The transcript is spliced from 8 exons.
AUGGAUUUCACUCCUAAUACCGGUGCUACUCGCGGAGCCUGCUACUCUUGUGGCAAUACUGGACACCAGGCCCGCGACUGCCCUUCCAAAGGCCCUGCUAAGUGCUACAACUGCGGAGGCGAGGGACACAUGAGCCGCGACUGCACUGAACCCAUGAAGGAGAACAAGUCAUGCUACAAGUGUGGACAACCCGGCCACCUUUCUCGUGAGUGCCCUCUUGGUGGUGCUGGCGGCCCCGGUGGCCAGUCCACGGAAUGCUACAAGUGCGGUGAAAUUGGCCACAUUGCCCGCAACUGCUCCAAGGCCGGUGGUUCUUACGGCGGCUCCUUUGGCGGCGGCUAUGGCGGCGGCGGCGGUGCUGGCAAGACUUGCUACUCUUGCGGCGGUUACGGCCACAUGUCCCGGGAGUGCGUCAAUGGCAUGAAGUGCUACAACUGCGGCGAGUCUGGCCACUACUCUCGUGACUGCCCCAAGGAAUCGACUGGUGGCGAGAAGAUCUGCUACAAGUGCCAGCAGGCCGGACACGUCCAGUCUGCUUGCCCUAACUAG